Molecule: messenger RNA, 435 nt
Organism: Clonostachys rhizophaga
Lineage: Eukaryota; Fungi; Ascomycota; Sordariomycetes; Hypocreales; Bionectriaceae
Source: the annotation of a GenBank genome assembly
AUGGACGAGCGCAACUGCUUGAUCUCCGGAUUUGUCGCCGUCAUGCACGACGAAAUAGGGGACACGAUCGAGCUGAGGGCGAAAGUUCUCAAUUCAAGGAGGAGCAGCUACUCACCUGAGCGACUCGCCAUUUCCUCUCGAACUUGGCAAACUGUCUAUGAAUCGGGCGCUGAUGAGUGGAUGGAUGCCAGUGGUGUGCAAAGGCUGCUCCAGCAGCGAGGGAUUCGUUUUCAGGACUCGAGCUCGCCUCUCUCCAAUCCCUGGUUCAAUUCGGCUCCGCAGCUCAACGCAGCGCGCUUCAUUAAAUAUCUUUCCCUCUGCACUAUCUGUCUCGGUUGCGGACCAGCGUUCCGAAAGCGCGAUGUUGAGAAUGCCAUUCGCCUUGCAACUCUUGAUGAUCCUUGGGCGGUUGACCCUGUGUACGAAAUACCAUGA